UUUUCUCUUUUCCUCUUUCCUGAAGCUCCAACCAUUUUCAUAGAUUUUGGUCUCAGCUUCAAGAUUACUCCAUGCUCCUUUGUCCCAGUGAUCCUUGUUCUUUUAUUCACUAUUCCCAGCCCACCAUCUCUGUCUUCUCUUAUGCAGUGAGACCUGGAAUGUCCUUUGACUGUCGUCUAGUUUCAGGCAGUUGACACCACUGAAUUCUAAACUCUUACACUGGACGAAGGGCAGCAAGGAUAGGCCUGGAGCAGUGGCAGCAUGAACAAACAGAUUCACCAGCCUGACCCGAUCCCCUGUUUGGAUUCCCAGGCCUCUGUGCCUCCACGGCCGGCUCCCCAAAGCCCCUCACCCCAGUCCUUGGAUUUCCUCUCUGCUGCUCCUUCCUGGGGCCUCAGCUGGCUCUUGGCUGUACAGCACAUUCUGGUCCUGGCCUCUUUGCUCUGUGUCUCCCACCUGCUACUGCUUCGUGGUCUUCCCCCAGGAGGACUUUCCUAUGCCCCUGCCCAGCUUUUAGCAUCCAGUCUCUUCUCAUGUGGUCUGUCUACUGCCAUGCAAACCUGGAUGGGCAGCAGGCUGCCUCUGGUCCAGGCCCCAUCCUUUGAGUUUCUCAUUCCUGCUCUGGUAUUGAUCAGCCAAAAACCAUCCCACACUACCUGGGCACCUGGAAACAAUUCCGGAGCACCAGGGCCAUGUGUGGGAACAGGUUGCUUUACCUUGGGAAGCUGGGAUGAAUCUCUGAGAGAGGUGUCAGGCCUAUCCUACUUAUGGUUGUAUGUUCUCAGCAUCUGGGAUCCUGCCUGCUACCCUUAUGCCCACUUCGAACUCCUGUCCCCCCAACUCAUACCCUCGUCCCUGUCUUCCGCCUCUUCUCGGUACUGCUUCCUGUGGUCUGUGUUUGGAUCCUCUCUGCUUUACUGGGCCUUAGUUUCACUCCGAAGGAGCUGUCUGCCCCUAACAUCCCCCCAUGGCUGUGGCUGCCUCACCCAGGCUGGGUCUCAGAGAGUGGCAAGGCUUGCCAGCCUCUUGUGUAUAGGAUUGGGUCUCUCUCCACGACUGACACAGGCCCUCACCACCAUUCCACUGUCAGUACAUGGUGCUGUGCUGGGGGUGAAUCAGGCAGUCAUUUUAUCUAUGGGUUUUUCCUACUUCUACUCUACGGAUAUUGACUCAGGACGCAAUGUCUUCAUUGUUGGUUUUGCUAUCUUCAUGGCACUGCUGCUACCCCGAUGGCUUCAGGAUGCUCCCAUUCUCAACACAGGUUUAAGUCCUGUGGAUGUGCUGCUUUGCUCUUUUUUGGCGGAGCCUGUGCUCCUGGCGGGCCUCUUGAGCUUCCUCCUGGAGAACACUAUCCCGGGAACUCGAUUAGAGCGAGGUCUACCGUCUCGGAAAGAGGCUCAGACCUCUCCGAAGCCCGGAAAGGAUGCUUUGGAAUAUGAACUGCCUGCUCCUUUACAAAAGCUAUUCUCCUUUCUUCCCCAAAGCCUACGAUGCCUCUGUCCCCUACCCGAAGACACAGGGGAUGAGGAGCAAGGGCGUUUGGAGCCAAGAGAGACCACAGACUUGUUGCCCAGCCCCGGGAUCUAAGCCUCAGUCUUAUUAUGACUGAUUGAGGCUGAUUGAGGACCCCUCCUCACCUGGCCCUUUUAAUACCUCUGUAGGAAGGGGGAACCAUUCCCAGCCCUCUCACUCCCCUUUAGCUUCUCUUUGCAGUAUCUCCCAAACUUCCCAGGAGCGAACUAGAACGUGUUGGGGGAAGGGAGUUUCUUUGUCCCCUCCACUACGUAUAAAUUUCACCUAAAGCUCGA
Gracilinanus agilis (Agile Gracile Mouse Opossum) is the source of this 1808-nucleotide messenger RNA. It is a transcript of the gene SLC23A3, whose product is annotated as solute carrier family 23 member 3. Bases 262 to 1587 code for a protein of 441 amino acids. Lineage: Eukaryota; Metazoa; Chordata; Mammalia; Didelphimorphia; Didelphidae. The record is from RefSeq and is a predicted model, not a curated record. Gene Ontology annotation, biological process: transmembrane transport. Gene Ontology annotation, cellular component: membrane. The transcript has 12 exons. Gene Ontology annotation, molecular function: transmembrane transporter activity.